UAGUUGCGCGGACAAUUCGUUACAUGUCGCCGGAGCCACCACAUCCGCCGCCAUUUUGUUUAUUUUCGCGUGAACCCGAAAGAUCCGCGAGCGAUCGCGACGUACGGGAUCGACCGUCCGCGCGUACUCGUUCGUGGUGCUCGAGUAAGAAUCCAGUCGCGGCUGGACACAGCGAGACAAAGAGGCGACAAGCACGCGGAAGGAAUUCGCACCCGCUGCUGCGAGAGAGCAACAGUACCGCAUACAGGUAGGCUCUUGUUUGCAUACGGUAGCGCGCAGCCGGAAGUUGCGGAUAAGUCGAUCGAGAGUCGGAGUCAGCGAUCGAGAUCCGGCGCGGCGGGCAGUAGUCACGGCGAGAGGGAGUUGAGCGAGUGAACCGAGUAGCCGCGGAGUGUGUAACGUGUGUGUGUAUGUUCGUCGCGCGCGAUCAUAAUUCGCGAUUAUCGCCGUCAUUCUCGCAGUCGCAGUUAAUUAAUCGUCAUCGUCGUCGUCAUUGUCGUCGUCGUCGCUGUCGGUGAUUGUCGCAUAGCCGUUCUGCGCCGAAUAAGCGCGCAGCGAAUACCGUUUUUCUGCGGAUCGGCCGCGGAAGGGGCAAGAGGAGGAGGAGGUCGGUGCGCGAGACGCCGGAACCCGAAGCGAGACGAUCGCCGCCGCUACCAACGCCACCACCACCACCACCACCACCACCACCGCCACCACCAUCAUCAUUAUCUUCAUCAUCACAGACGUCGUCGUCGUCGCUACCGCCACCGCCGCGAAGGUAGCCGCGAUCUCGCUGUGGCGACAUCCGGAAGAGAAGCGUAGGAGUACGUGCGGGCUCGCUGCUAUUCGACGGAUCUAGCAGCGAGAGAGGUAACACGAGGGUGGAAUAUAUGCUGUGGGCGUCCCCCGUGCGAGUGGGGGCACUUGAUGGCCGCAGAAAUUGGGCGAACUGCGAGCAAACAUCAAUCGUCGGAGUGCGGUAAAGCGACGUCGCUGUCGAGUCUCGGUGGCGACGUGGGCUUGGACAACCGGGUGAUCGUGGCAACGGAAUCGGAGCAGCAACAGCAGCCGCGGGAUUUGCAGCAACAGUCGCAUCAUCAGCAACGACAAUCGCCACCACCGCCGCCGCCGUCGCCGCCGCAACAGCAACAUCCGCACGAGCGAACAUCGUCGGCUACGGUGCAACCGAAGAUAACGCUCGAUAAACAACGACGUAAAACAACAACGACGUCGACUUCUCCUUGUCGCAAUCGUCAAUCGUUCGCGACCGCGCCAACGUCGGGCAUCAAUCAGCAGCAGCAGCAGCAAACUCCCACCGCAGACGUAACCUCGACGGCGGAGGCCGUCACCGAGGUACCCGGCGCCAUCAAGACGACCAUCAACAUCGGCUUCGCGAUGAAUCACGUAAACGACCAGGAGAACCUCAAGCAGCUGAGCCUCGCGCCUGUUCAGGUUAACGAGGUCGAGGAGAUGGACACGCAAGAGGAAACCCCCAAUGAUGGUGGGGGAGAUGGAACUGACAAUCGUCCUAUGAAUGGUGAACCAGAGUUAGCGUGCAUAGUUCAAGAUCAAGAAAUGGAGGAAGAUGAAGCCAGAUCAGAAGCGACCUUUCGAUACACUGUGGAAAAUCUAACGAAAAUGAGAGAUUCACAGUUAUCACCUGCAUGUUACGUCCGUAAUUUGCCAUGGAAAAUUAUGGUGAUGCCACGGUCAAGUCAGACGCAGGAAAGACAACCUCAAAAAUCACUUGGUUUUUUCCUUCAAUGUAAUGGAGAAAGUGAGUCUACUUCUUGGAGUUGUUACGCUGUUGCAGAACUACGUCUCCUCUCUUGUAAAGAAGGACUAGAACCGUUUAGCAGAAAAAUUCAGCAUCUUUUCUAUAGUAAAGAAAACGAUUGGGGCUUCAGCCAUUUCAUGACAUGGCAUGAUGUUCUGGAUCCUGAUAAAGGUUUCAUGAAAGAUGAUUCAAUCACGCUCGAGGUUCAUGUAGUGGCUGAUGCACCUCAUGGUGUUAGCUGGGACAGUAAAAAACACACGGGUUAUGUGGGAUUGAAGAAUCAAGGUGCUACAUGCUAUAUGAAUUCUUUACUACAAACUUUGUACUUUACAAAUCAGUUACGAAAAGCAGUUUACAAGAUGCCAACAGAGAGUGACGAUUCUAGUAAGAGCGUCGCGCUGGCUUUACAGAGGGUUUUUCACGAAUUACAAUUUUCGGACAAGCCUGUCGGCACAAAGAAAUUAACCAAAAGUUUUGGCUGGGAGACAUUGGAUUCUUUCAUGCAACAUGAUGUGCAGGAAUUUUUACGUGUGUUGUUAGACAAAUUGGAAAGCAAGAUGAAGGGAACGUGUGUGGAGGGUACAGUGCCAAAAUUGUUUGAGGGAAAAAUGGUCUCCUUUAUCAAAUGUAAAAAUAUAGACUACAAAUCCACAAGAGUUGAAACAUUUUACGACAUACAGUUGAACAUAAAAGGCAAAAAAAGUAUUUAUGAGUCUUUUAGCGAUUAUGUGAGUACAGAAAGUCUUGACGGUGAUAAUAAAUAUGACGCGGGAGAGCACGGAUUACAGGAAGCGGAGAAGGGCGUUAUUUUUUCAUCAUUUCCACCGGUUUUGCAUCUACAUCUAAUGCGGUUUCAAUAUGAUCCAGUUACAGAUUGUUCGGUCAAAUUUAACGACAGGUUUGAGUUCUAUGAAAAGAUUAGUCUCGGCAAGUAUUUGCAAAACAAAGAGGCAACGAGUGCGGAUUACACUUUGCAUGCAGUCCUGGUCCAUAGUGGUGACAACCAUGGAGGACACUAUGUUGUAUUUAUUAAUCCUGCUGGUGAUGGCAAAUGGUGUAAGUUCGAUGAUGAUGUCGUCUCACGUUGCACGAAGCAGGAAGCUAUCGAACAUAAUUACGGUGGUCAAGAUGAGGAUAUGUCUAUGGCUGUGAAACAUUGUACUAACGCUUAUAUGCUGGUCUACAUAAGGAACUCAGAGCUGGAAAACGUCUUGCAAGAGGUCAAAGAAGAGGAUAUACCUCAAGAGCUGGUGGAGAGGCUGCAAGAGGAGAAGAGGCUGGAACAGAUAAGAAGAAAGGAGAGAACGGAGGCGUACUUGUACAUGACCGUCAAUGUCCUUCUCGAGGAUAGCUUUGACGGUCACCAAGGGAACGAUCUCUACGAUCCAGAGCACGCUUUAUAUCGUGUAUUUCGCGUACGUAAGCAGGCGACUGUACACGAUUUUCUCGAGCUACUGAGUGAUAGUUUGAAAUAUCCAAUAGAACAGAUUCGUAUUUGGCCGUUCAGUCAACGUUCAAAUCAAACCUGUAGACCUACACUAAUCGAGCCGGACGCGGACCUUCAGAAACCUAUCAUCGAUUGUGCGGAAAAUCACAACCCUUGGAAUGUCUUUGUCGAACUUGUUCCACCUGACUCGGACAUGACGGCAUUACCGCCCUUUGACAAAGACACCGACGUUUUACUCUUCUUUAAGCUAUACGAUCCCAAAAAUAAGAAAAUACAUUACUGUGGUCAUCAUUACAUGCCUGUUACUGCUAAAGUCCAGGAACUAAUACCAAUUUUAAACGAACGGGCCGGGUUUUCGCCAGACACCGAGCUUGCUUUGUAUGAAGAAAUUAAACCAAACCUAGUUGAGAAAAUAGACAACCUAACAGAACCCCUGGAGAAAGUUCUCGAGGAAUUGAUGGACGGUGACAUUAUCGUCUUUCAAAAAGAAGGAGACAAUGACAUAUACGAACUUCCAACGUGUCGAGAAUAUUUCAAAGAUCUAUUCUACAGGGUAGAGGUGACGUUCUGCGACAAAACGAUUCCAAACGACCCAGGUUUCACAAUGGAACUUUCGCUAAGAAUGACGUACGAUCAAAUGGCAAAAGCAGUGGCACAGCGAGUUGGCACAGAUCCAUAUCUCUUGCAAUUCUUCAAAUGUCAAAACUACAAAGAUUCCCCCGGCCAUCCCUUGAAGUGUACAUUCGAGGGUACACUCAAAGAACUGGUGUCAUACUGCAAGUCGAAAGUAAAGAAAUUAUUUUACCAACAGCUCAGUAUUAGAGUGAACGAGCUAGAGAACAAAAAACAGUUCAAGUGCAUAUGGGUAGGCCCGUCGCUUAAGGAAGAAAAGGAAAUUAUUCUCUACCCAAAUAAAAACGGCACCGUUGCCACGUUGCUCGAAGAGGCUAAGAAGCAAGUAGAAUUAUCGGAAAAUGGAUCGGGAAAACUGAGGAUAUUAGAAAUCAAUUGCAACAAGCUUUUGCCUGGGCCGAAGGACGAAGUGCCCUUAGAUAACCUAAACGCAUCAGGCACCAAGCUGUACAGGAUAGAAGAAAUCCCGAACGACGAGUUGAAUUUAGCGGAGGACGAAAUGCUGGUACCAGUUGCGCAUUUUCACAAAGAUGUUUUCUCAACGUUCGGUAUACCUUUCUUCUUCAAGAUAAAACACGGUGAACCUUUCCAUAAAAUGAAGGACAGGCUGUUGAAGAAACUGGGUGUUCAGGAGAAAGAAUUCGAAAAGUUUAAGUUCGCGGUGGUGUCAAUGGGGAAACCGCAGUUUAUUAUCGAUUCGCCGGACCAUUGUAUCGAUAUGACUGAUUUCCUGCCUCACACAGGUAGCACAUCACCACACAGGCCUUGGCUCGGCCUGGAGCACGUCAACAAAGCGCCGAAGCGCUCUCGCAUCAACUACCUCGAAAAGGCCAUUAAGAUUUACAAUUAAAUUUCCACCACACGAAGAAGAAUUAAUUAGGCAGCCACUCAUAAUAAUUUAUACGACUCUGUAUAGUGAGAGAGCGACGUCUGAUACACGAAAGGAUUGGAAAAAAAGGAAUAUGCAUUCACAUAUUUGUUUCUUUAGCCAGAUUAAAUAUACGCGAUUUUAAUACUAUGAAAACGAUAUCGGGAGGGAGUAAAUCCAAGCUUUGUAUACGAUGGAUUAUUAAGACUGUCGUGAAAUGUGCAGUGGUAUUUUACGCAUCAUGGAAGAGCGAUAUGAUGUAGUUCCUCGACUUGAAUUUGUAAAGUUCUUCUUAUGUAACUACCCAGUCGGCUUGCUUUGGUGUCAUGCGAGAUUCGACGCGAACUUUUGCGUGGAGUACGGAGAACGUUUUCAUUUAGAAAUCCAUUUUGUAAGCCGCACCCAAUCUAAUACCAUCAUCUGAUUAUUAUCUGCAACACAGACUGGAUCCUCUUUUUCCUGUAAUUUUAUUGGGACAUUGGGAGAGAGAAAAACGGGCACGUUACUUCUGCAAAGUUUAAGUUUUUUCUUUUAUUCUGUCGUGUAAAAUUCGUAUGUAGCUAUUAAAUCUCCAGAGCUGCUGCUGCUCGUGUGUUCCGCAUAACAUGUAACACUCAUAAUGCUAUAUUACUAUGAAAAAGGACUGUUAUAUACAUAUUGCAAUUGUAAUCAGGAUGUUUGAAAUGUAGACUUGUUAAUAUUUACGCAAGACAAGAAAGCUAAAGAAAAGAUUCAAAAUUUCCAAUUUGCCUUGAGAAAUUUCAUGUGAGAUGUGAAGACGAUACAAAUGUCUCGGUAAAAUUUCAAUAUCUAAUUGAGCAAAGUACAAAGGACUACAUUGCUACGUUCUUCUAUGUUGCAACAUAUAACGAAACGUAAGAAGGUCGCAGACUGUGCGUGUGUAUGUGUGUGUGCGUGUAUGAGAGAGAAAGAAAGAGAAAAUGGAAGUCUAAAGCUGCCUUUCAAACACCCUGAAACAUCUUUCUUGCGUUCAAAUGUACUUUUUUUAUGUAUUUUAUCUUGUACAUUUUACCGAAAUCAUGAAACACCGCAAACGCGAAAAGGUACAUCCGAAGCAAGAGAUUAGCGAAACGAGUCCUGCCCCUAAACGAGAAGAUUCUUGUAAAAGGAUGCAAAUACUAGCUCAAACAAAUUACGUAACAGCAUGUUUGAUGAUUUUUUAAUUUUUUUUUUUUUUUUUUAAUUAUAUAGAAAAGUAUGCGUGUGUGAAACGACCGCUCUCAUUUUCGCGGAGCGACACGGAAAAUGUAACGAUUCUAUUAAGAAGGUAUCAUAGUAUUCUCUUAAUUUGAUCAUUAAAGAUAUUAGCGAUUCAUUUUUCUUUUUUAUAUUUAAUUUAUAACGCACUGCACCUAAGAGUAAUAUCUUGACGAAGCUCUCAUCGAGGGAAUCUGCGUUAUGCAAGAUUUCCCGUUGCUUUCGCGCGAAUCGUUAUUUAUCAUUUUCUAUACCUCACUGUGAUGAACCCCUUAGCCGACAUGUAUUUAAAAAACACCACAACUCACAGAUAUUCAAAGUAGCGUAAUUGUAAGCGAGUCGAAGAGGACCGACCGAGGUUUCUAUAUCGAUUAUUUAAUGAAUUUCUCCUUAUGUUGAAAGAGGGGAAAAGAGAAAUAACUGUUUAUACAUUACGUGCUUAAAUUCUCAAUGAGAGCCGUCGUCUACGAGCUUAGACGUAAUUAAGGCAAAGCUUACUGUAAAGAAAGAGAACGAAUCGCGGAUUGCAAAAACGUAGUAUAAAGAAUCGUAACGUUCGCAAUGUCGCAUUAUGUAAAGUUCGCCAGCACGAAUACGUUGUAAAACGGGGAUACACCAAUUUUAAGCAUUUACCUAAAAUUGGACGAUAUAUUUUGACGUGACUCUGUAACGUGGCAUUUGUGUGUAUCGUUGAAUCCGUUGUUCUGCAUUAUAAAUUGCACGAGUCGCUAGGAUUUUGACUGGAGAUACGUCGGAGAAUACGAAAGUGCUUUGUGUCGCGCGAUCGAGUACUGGUUAUGCGACAGAAGAGAGUAAAUCUCGAUGCGCAAUGGUAUUUACGAAGAUUGGAUGCGUUAAUCGAGCGAGAGGGAGAGAGAGAGAGAAAGCAGAGUGUGUGUAUGGUACGCGUGGUUUUUUGUAAAACAGAUCUAAACAAAUAUGGCUGUAUAUACAGACCGUUCGGUGGCGUAUAAUCGUAAUUUUAAUAUAACGCAUCUGUGAAAAAAAAGUUACUCCAAAUUAUUACAUCGCGAACACGUCGAGCGUUUUUUGCUACUUAUAUCUAUAAUCGCGUUCACUUGAGUCUGUUCAGGAUAAUUUCUAGUAAGAGCAUGUUUGUCAGAUGUGUUGGAGGCGGAUGCGAGAGCGAGUGCGAGAGAAAGAGAGAGCGUGUGCUUGUGUGUGUAUGUCACUUACAAUAAAAUUCAAAUAGAAUUGUUGUAAAGAGCAUAAGAGCAUCACCAUCACAGAUCUGAUUGCCGAGGAGAUAUUUUACAGAAAGAGACAGAGUCGCGAGUAUCUUUGUACGCCUAAAGGUGAACAGAUAAAGAAAAUACGAAAAAGAAUGACACGAUCGUUUCACAAAGAAUCUCUGCCGAGUACAGGUGGAAAGCACGCUAGCGAUAGACCUUUCGUAGUAGAAGCGGCGAUAACGAUAUUUUAUACAGUCUGCAAGGGAAGAAAAGAGAGAGAGAGAGAGAGAAAGAGGAAAUGAGAGGAUUCUCUCCGAUACAUGAUUGUUGCAACCUACAUAGUAACAGAAGGCCAUGGAAAUCACAUUUUGUUGUUUAUAUAUAUACAUAUAUAUACACAUAUAUAUAUACAUACAUACAAAUAUACAUAUAUAUGUAUAUAUAUAUAUAUAUAUUUCGUUAUUAGGUUUCUUAAUAAUUACUGAAGGCAAUCUAGAUAUGAAAGAAACAUGAUAUAGAGGGACAAGGCAGUUGAUGAAUUGAAAAGUAAACCCGUGUACCUUUCCUUUUUCAAGAAAAGAAAGUUUUACAAAAGUCUGUCCGAAACAAUAUCAUGUCUAAGUUAUCAAUUGUAUUAAUCAGCAGUAUAUCGGCACGCGCGACGAACCGGGAGCCGGCACGCGGUUGCUUGUAAUAGGUUGUAAAACGAGAUUUUUGCGUUUUUUGUAGAGCUGACUUUAUAAAAGAAACUGCUCAACUGCGAUUGUAAAUUUGACUGUUUGAUAGUUCAUUUCUAGGGCGAGCGAUGAACUAAAAUGCGAUGCAGGAAGUAUGCGUAAAGAAAAAUGAAUAAUAAAAAGCAAUACAAAUGGA
Odontomachus brunneus is the source of this 7991-nucleotide messenger RNA. RefSeq names its product ubiquitin carboxyl-terminal hydrolase 7 (gene Usp7). The transcript has 19 exons. Gene Ontology annotation, cellular component: cytosol; nucleus. Bases 910 to 4689 code for a protein of 1259 amino acids. Gene Ontology annotation, biological process: regulation of protein stability; protein deubiquitination. Lineage: Eukaryota; Metazoa; Arthropoda; Insecta; Hymenoptera; Formicidae. The record is from RefSeq and is a predicted model, not a curated record. Gene Ontology annotation, molecular function: cysteine-type endopeptidase activity; protein binding; cysteine-type deubiquitinase activity.